UCAACCCCGGUUGUUUUUGAAUCAAAGGUAACUAAAUUCAACUUUAUUUAGCUUGUUCUACUGUAUAAGCUCAAGUAUUGUUGUAUUUCGCAGCUGUAAAAAUCGCUUGGAUUCACAUUUUUUUUAUCUUUUUUUUUUUUUUUUUUUUGCAUUUGUCUGUAAUCUUUCGUUUCGUAUGGAGCACUGCUUAAUUUGUUUGUUUUUUUUUUUUUUGUUUUCUCUUUUUUGGUAAAGAUUGUUAUACAAUGGCUAAAAUAGGCUUAAGUAAGUUUUGUAAGCAAGAGGAUGAUCAUGAGUUGAAGGAUGUGCGAUGCAAACAUGGAUUUCUUUUGCCAUUGUUGACUUCUUGGACCCCAAGGAACCCUGGUAGAAGAUAUUGGAGUUGUCCAUAUUAUGGUGGUGCUAGAUCAUGUGAUUUUUAUCUUUGGAAGGAUGCUGACAUUGAUCCAAGAUCCAAAUUUGUUAUUCCUAAAUUGGUGGGAAGAAUUGGUGAACUUGAAGCAGCAUUGGAGGCUUUUGGAAAAGAUGAUUACAAGCCUUUUCCGUCAACAAACUCCGUGGAAAGCAAAAUUGAUAUGAACAACAUAGAAAUUCAACUAGAAAAUUUUGGAGAAGACAUUAAGAAGAUGAAGGAAAAAGAGAAGAAGUGGAAGAGCAAGUUGGCUAAGUCCAAGAAAAGGGAGAAAUGUUGUGCAAUUGCUUUGCAAAAUUAG
Lycium ferocissimum is the source of this 713-nucleotide messenger RNA. RefSeq lists its product as uncharacterized. The coding region runs from base 246 to 713 and encodes 155 amino acids. NCBI's taxonomy places the organism in Eukaryota, Viridiplantae, Streptophyta, Magnoliopsida, Solanales, Solanaceae. The record is from RefSeq and is a predicted model, not a curated record. Gene Ontology annotation, molecular function: zinc ion binding. The transcript is spliced from 3 exons.